AUGAGAAAUCCCAGUCAUAGGAGUCCUGAGGAGGGUAGUGGUGAUGAUAUAGAAACACCUAGACCGACUAGACAUAGUCACACGGGUAGAAGACCCAGUGCAUUGCGUCCUCCCGGUCGUAAGAGUCUUCAAGAGGGUAGUGGUGAUGACAUGGAAAGACCUAGACCAACUAGACCCAGUCGCGGGGGCAGAAGACGUCCCUCAAGGCGGAGAAAUCCCAGUCAUAGGAGUCAUGAAGAGGGAAGUGGUGACGAUACAGAAAGACCUAGACCGACUAGACCGAGUCACAGAGGCAGAAGGCCCAGUGGAAUGCGUCCUCCCAGGCGGAGAAGACCCAGUCACAGAAGUCCUAGAGAGGGCAGUGGUGAUAUGGAACCCCCAAAACUGCGUACUCCAAUUCCAUGCGCAACGUGUAGAAUAGUUACAAACCAAGUGAAUCAAAUGCUUGAGGAUAAUCCUACUGAGCAAGGGGUUGUCGAUGCUGUGGACACAGUCUGUUCUGUGCUGCCAAGCCAUUAUAACGUGGAGUGUGAAAUAUUUCUGGGCAUGUAUGGUGGAGACCUUGUCGACUUUCUUCUGAAUCAAGGGGAACCAGGGGUAUUAUGCAGUACAAUGCUACUUUGCUAAGUGAAGAUAGAUUAGAUGUAACGGUUUUUCUACACCAGCCUCUGACUCUGCAUCGACACUACAGGGAACAAAGAAAUGACGCGCUAAUAUCUUCAGUGAUAUAUAUAUAUCUUGGACCCAACUGAACUGUUUUCAACUUAUAAGAUAGAAAAAGUAGACUGCAAAAUGACCUGCUUGAUUGUUUCAAAUGUAGGAGGGAAGAGGACGUGUACGUCACAUAGGCCUACAAAUAGGAGAAGGGUUACACAACAACAAGAAAGUGGGACACAAAUACAAAUGCUUUGUUUUGCACCAAUAUCUGUAUAUUUGUUACCAUGAUGUCCAAAGUGUUUCCAAUAUAUCAAAAGGGAUGCGAUGUGAAGCACGGUUUAUGACAAGUGAUCUUUAUGUGUCCUUACAUGUUGUAACCGCAUGGUUUUUUAUGUAGUAAAAAGAAGAAACUAGAAUUCUCAUCAAGAUUGACUAAAUGACAUUUAUACCUCUUCUGUUGUAUCAGUUAUUCGUGACUUGAUCAGUGCAUUUAUUUCUUGACUGUAACAACAGCUUUUUCAAUAUUAAAGGAGAUUAAAUAAAAUGAUCAGAUUAGUUUCA
Lingula anatina is the source of this 1218-nucleotide messenger RNA. RefSeq lists its product as uncharacterized. Gene Ontology annotation, cellular component: lysosome. The record is from RefSeq and is a predicted model, not a curated record. Gene Ontology annotation, biological process: sphingolipid metabolic process. NCBI's taxonomy places the organism in Eukaryota, Metazoa, Brachiopoda, Lingulata, Lingulida, Lingulidae.